Messenger RNA from Gallus gallus (chicken), 7372 nucleotides. It is a transcript of the gene PAX2, whose product is annotated as paired box 2. Gene Ontology annotation, molecular function: RNA polymerase II cis-regulatory region sequence-specific DNA binding; DNA-binding transcription factor activity, RNA polymerase II-specific. Gene Ontology annotation, biological process: regulation of transcription by RNA polymerase II; anatomical structure development. The record is from RefSeq and is a predicted model, not a curated record. The transcript has 11 exons. Lineage: Eukaryota; Metazoa; Chordata; Aves; Galliformes; Phasianidae. Bases 1864 to 3954 code for a protein of 696 amino acids.
CCAUUUUGCCGUGAGAAGGCGCAGAGACACGGCCACGGCCCGCUCCCAAAACGCUUGGCAGGACAGCUGUAGGCAGCCGCCCUCCCGCUUCCCAAUUAAUUAUUUCCAGCGCACAUCGCCUCGAAUGCGGCGUUCAAUUCCGAGGAGCGCACCGAGCGGCCCGCGGCUGCACGCUGCUUCAGCCCGCACGGCGCUGCUUCGCUCCGCGGCGGCCGCAGGAAUUCCGCCUUCGGUGCGGUGCGCUCGGAGCGGGCGGGCAGCCGGCAGCGGCAGCCGCGGCACAGCCGUUCGUUGCUGGAAACUCAGCGGCAUUCGGCAACGAUUUGGGCUUGCGAUUAAAUUCAUAAUAACGAUAAUAACGACAAUAAAUCUACGUUCGAUUCGCUCCCUACGCCGUGUUUCCAGACAUACGGGCGUAGGGAGCGGUAAGCGGCCGAGCCCCCCGGGCCGAGGCACUGAGCAGCGCGGCCCGGCCCGGCCCGAGCCACGGCAGCGCGGCCGCGCUCUGUGCGCGAUGUCCGCCCCGCGGGGAGCGCCCGGGGCCGCCCCGCAUCCCGCCCCGCAUCCCGCCCCGAGCCCCGCACAGCGCGCUGCGAGCGAACGCCGCUCCUGCGAGACGCGGCCGCGGUGCAAGAAUUUGAAUUAUUAAUUUUUAAUCUUUUUUUUUUUUUUUGCAUCCGUUGCCCUUUAAUACUUUGUAAUGUGAGUACUAAAAGGCCCUUUGAAUUAUUUAUCGCGGAGUUGCCGAAGAAAUUGCUGUCCUGUAACUUUAGAGGCAACAUGUGCGGAGGGGCUCAGAACAAACGAAGGAACGCGGCACACGGCCGCGGGUAUCGGCGGGGGCACCAAACGCCCCCCCGUCCGGCACCCCGCAUCUAAUUUGCGAAGGGCCACGCGAGAACGCAGCGAACGGCUGAGCCGUGGGGCAGGGGCGGCGGGGGAGGGGGGGUGGGCGAGGUGCUCCUGAAGGGGGGGAGACGGAAAAAACUCUAUUUGUGCGAGAGGGCUCGGAUCGAUCGCAGGGCAAUGAGAGUUUCCACUAAGUUCAGAGCCAAUAAGUCAGUGUCAGAAGCGGGGGAGGAAAAAAAAAAAAAAAAAAAAAAAAACCUCAGCGAAAAUACAAACAGAUCAUUUUUCAGCAAAGUGCGGAACGAACAAAGAUCUCGUGGCCGGGGAUGUGCACAAGGUUAGGGCCGGGCGGGAGGACGCCGCGGCACAGCUCUAUCAGCGGGGUGCGGGUGCAGCCGGGCGGCUGCCGCAGGUGCACGCUCGGAAAGCCGCCCGUUAUUGCUCGGUGCGGGGGAAGACGAGCCGGGAAAUCGGCGAUAUGAUCCCGGGUGAGGGAGAGCGGGGUUUUGUUCAGGAAGGGAGAAACAGGGAACCACGGGGCGUUUUGAAUUUUCCCCGAAUCAAUCGCCACUGAUGUAUGGAGAUUCGUGCGGCGAAAAGAAAAAAAAAAAUCCAUAUAUGAAAACAGAAAGAAAGGGAAAAAAAAAAAAAGAAGCAAGAGCAAAACAACAACAAAACAACAACAACAAAAAAGGAUUCGUGAGAGUCUGACAGAUUUUGUCGUUGGUUUUUUUUUUUCCUGGAUGAUUUUUCUUUUAAAGAUCGAAAGCCGAGGGCUGACGGGUCCGUAUGCGGACGAGCCCCGGCCGCGGGACACAUGGCCAUCCCCGCUCUCGCCCUCCCUCUCCAUCCGUCCCUUCCUCCUUCUCUUUUUCUGUCUCAAUCCCUUCAACGCGCAUCCGAAAAUAACCGGAGACAGCGCGCUGUGCGGGGACACGCUGCGGGCUGGGGGAGGGCGGGGUCGCCGGUAACUGUAAUUGACAAUGAGAUAGAAAAUCGUGGAAAGCAAAUUAAAUGGGAGAGGGAAAGCGCCGGAGUAGAAAGUGGGGGGACUGCAGCAGGGGCUGCCCGGGGCCGCCGAGCGGCUCCGGAGUUUGGGAGCGGAGCCGUUCCCGGCUCCCGGGGCCGGCACUCACCCCGUCCUCUCCCGGUGACAACGGCCCCGGGGAACCGCUCGGCGUCCCGGGCUGGGGAGGGGGCACGGCGUGCGGGGCUGUGCGGGCGGCUCGGGAAAUGCCCCGAGCGAUGUGCCGCCCCACGACCCGCGUCCAGCUCUGCUCCUUUCUUCCUCUUUCUUUCUCUCUUUCUUUUCUCUGUUUCUUUCUCUUUCUUUCUCUCUUUCUUUCUUUCUUCUCUUUCUCCGUGUUUCUGCCUUUCUGUCUCUCUGUCUUUUUGUCUCUGCCUUUCCAUCUUUCUCAAUGUUUUUAUUUCCUUCUUUCUCUGUCCUCCCUUCUUCUCUUCCUUCCUCCCUUCAUUUCUUCCCAUCUCCUCUCCUUCUCCCUUUUUUCCCCUCUUCCCACCCCGUGUCCCCCAGGCCCUCACCCUCACGCACCCGCAGCGAGCGGAGAUUUUUGCAGCGCGCGUGGCAAAGAGCCCCCGACUAACGGUGUCUUUCUGGGGUGCGUGGGUUGUUGUGUUUUUUUUAUUUCUCUUUCCCCAGCAGGGCACGGGGGUGUGAACCAGCUCGGGGGGGUGUUUGUGAACGGCAGGCCCCUACCUGACGUGGUGAGACAAAGGAUAGUGGAGCUGGCUCACCAGGGGGUGCGACCCUGUGACAUUUCCAGGCAGCUGCGGGUCAGCCACGGCUGUGUCAGCAAGAUCCUGGGCAGGUACUACGAGACGGGGAGCAUCAAGCCCGGCGUGAUCGGCGGCUCCAAGCCCAAAGUAGCGACCCCCAAAGUAGUGGAUAAAAUCGCCGAGUACAAGAGACAAAACCCCACCAUGUUCGCUUGGGAGAUUCGGGACAGGCUACUGGCCGAGGGCAUCUGCGACAACGACACGGUCCCCAGCGUCUCCUCCAUAAACAGGAUUAUCAGAACCAAAGUUCAGCAACCUUUCCACCCAACACCAGAUGGGAGCGGAACCGGUGUGGCUGCACCAGGACAUACUAUCGUGCCCAGCACAGCAUCCCCUCCCGUCUCCAGUGCCUCCAAUGAUCCAGUGGGCUCUUACUCCAUUAACGGGAUCCUGGGGAUUCCUCGGUCGAAUGGCGAGAAGAGGAAACGUGAUGAAGAUGUAUCCGAGGGCUCUGUUCCCAACGGAGACUCCCAGAGCAGCGUGGACAGUUUGCGGAAGCACCUUCGUGGCGACACUUUCACCCAGCAGCAGCUGGAAGCUUUAGAUCGAGUUUUUGAGCGUCCUUCUUACCCUGACGUCUUUCAAACAUCAGAGCACAUCAAAUCUGAGCAGGGUAAUGAGUACUCCCUCCCAGCUCUGACCCCUGGUCUCGAUGAAGUCAAAUCAAGUCUAUCCACCUCUGCUAACCCAGACCUGGGGACAAAUGUGUCAGGACCCCAGACGUACCCUGUGGUGACCGGAAACACUUCCCUCUGCAAGGGGGGCAAAGCGAGCAGGAGAGCAGCACUGCCCUUCCUUCAUGGAAUGCAGAUUCCCUUAGCUGGAUUGAAAGAAAACCUCUCCUCUCCCCUCAGUAUAAAGCAAGAGCCUCAUGGAGCCUCUCUCACCCCUUUCACCCCCACCACGCCGGUCGGCUCUGGGCAGGCUGAGCUUCAGCCCUUCCACAUGACCCUUUCAGACGAUGCGUCCACGCCUUGCUACAGUGCCUUCCUUCAUCAUGGUGCCCACUUUGGGCAGUCCAGCAGCCAGCCUCUGAUAGCAGGUCGUGAUAUGGCAAGCACCACCUUGCCUGGCUACCCACCCCAUGUUCCCCCAACUGGACAAGGCAGCUACCCAACCUCAACUCUGGCAGGAAUGGUUCCUGGGAGCGAAUUCUCAGGAAACCCCUACAGCCACCCUCAGUACACAACCUACAAUGAGGCCUGGCGGUUCAGCAACCCUGCAUUACUAAGUUCCCCUUAUUAUUAUAGUGCCACAUCCCGGGGCUCCGCACCUCCCACUGCUGCCGCUGCCUAUGACCGCCACUAGCUACCAUGGAAACCACAUGAAACUGCAGGGUGACAGCUUAGGCCUCCAUAUUGUACCUGUCUGACCCAUCCCUCCGCCCCUGGGAAGGUGAAGAGAGCCUCGCCGUGCCUCCCCGCAGCACACCUCCCUCUCCACCGCUCCGAGCGCUCACCAUGCCAGACUGAGAACCCCGUUCUCCCUGCAUCCCCCUGCACCCUGAGGCACCUCAGGAGCCCUCCACAGCACCUCGGCACAGCUCGACCUCCUGCACUCCCAAGACUCGAGGGGAACUGGCAGCCAUUGCCUUGCAGGACCCCAUUCUCCUGGGAGCGGUAUGGGCAGGGGGAAGUAGGGAGACAGCUGCUCACAAAACACUGAUCCCCAAAGAUACGCUUCUCUGUGGUGAACUCUUCAGAAUGCGUAACCUGUGACCAUCGUCCUGUUUCCCAGGACAGAAGGAACAGCCUGGCUAGAGCAGAGAUGGUGGCACUAAGCCCUGCCCAUCUGGCAAACAAGAGAAGGACCAAGUGACUUUCUGUUACUCCCCACGCACCUCAUCCCACCCCCCGGCAUGGCUCCUGGCGCUGGCUGCGCCCUGCGCGGUGCCCUCGAGGCCAGAGCUGGGCUGAACCUCACUCACACCCACAACUUCUGUGACACACAAUCAGCUCAGACAGGAGGAUGGAGCAACAAUUACAAACCAACCGACGAAAUGAAGAAAUAUAUAAAUAGAUAUAUAAAUAUAACUGUGUUUUUAUGCUUUGUCAUGAAGGUCUGUAAAAAGGAAAAAAAAAAAAAAAAAAGAACAAAUCCCCAAUUUUCUAAAAAACCCAAGCAAACAAAAACAACAACAAAAACAAAAUAAUAAUUAAAAAACCCUACAAAAAUAAAACUCCAAGUCUCACCCCUCCCCGCCACCCGAAUGGCAGACCAGUUCCUCUGACACUUGACGCUCCUCUUUCACUCUCGGGUUUUGUUUCCUUCCUGUUUUGCACUACAAUGGGAUGGUGGUAUUGGAGAGGAUUGGAUGCCAGCUCCACCCCUGUCACCUCCUCCUCCUCCCCCUUCCCCAAAUCCUGUCUCUGGGGAGCAGUGUGGACAAGACACAUCUGACAAAGUUACCAAACACAUCAGUCGACAAAAAGCUCUCUGAGUCAACAAAUGUUUUCCAUGUCACUGGUUGGCAAACAAAGAAAACAAGCCCAGCUGCACUCUAACUGCGCUUUGUGGUGGAAAGGAAAGUGUGGGGCUUCACAUGGGCCCAUCUGAUUGCCCUCCGGACAGCUGAGACUGAGAUGGACAAAUUCAGGAUUGGCUGGGAUUAUUGCUUGGUUCCCUAGCCCUUAGGCUCUUCUCCUUUAACCCUAAUUCCCAUACCCAUGCCUACGUCCGUUCACCCGCAUCCCAACUUUCACAGUUUUACAUAUGUCCAGUACCCAUUCUCCAGAUCCCUGUAGCCUGGUGACAACAGCCUCAUUAUCUGUAUCCAACACCUAAUUUCCCAACCACUGCAGUCUUGCAAUAUGGGCCCCUCUUCAAUUUCCAGUCCAUCUGCUCAUGUGCCCGAUAAUUUAUGGGCCUACAUUCAAAUCCAUAUGCCCACGUCCUUCCAGCCAGUCCCAACAUGCAACUCAUCUUUUCAUUUUCAGCCCUAUAUCAUGCACCCUAAUAUUUACCCCUUAUCCCAAAUGCUCACCUGAUGAUUCUCUAGGGAUUUUCUGCUCUUUUUGGCUCCCAAGUGACUAGCAAACACUGUUCUGCAAAAGGCUAACUGUCAAUAGAAAUGCUUAUUACUCCUGUAUUGUCAGCAAACUCAUAAACUGUUCCUUGCACUGACACUUCUUAAAAAUACUCAAAGAAAACAUGAAGGCAGCUAUAGCCUGUCCCCAGGGCAUCAAGUCUGCCAAAGCAGAUCCUUGUUGUUUUAGAGAGAUUUCUGAUAAAACGAAUAGGCUACUGUCCAUGGACAAAGACAGGAUUGAGAAUCAAAACCCCAAAGGGCAUAAAAGCAAAUGGUAUAGUCCGUAUAGCCAACGUUAUGUAUGAAAUCCAAAGUUCCCAACCACUGAGAUGUGGCUGUGGACUCAGCCUUCUGUUUUCAAGUUUAACUUGUAUGUAUGAAAGCCACCAUCACUAAACAGCUGUGUUGAUCCCGAAGGCCCCUUUCACCUAACACUUGUAGCCCUUGCAUGGCUCUAGCUGAUUAUAGGUCUGUGUCUUCUUUAACGGAAUGCCCAAAUGAAAAGGGUAUGGGGGGGAGGGGGGUGUUUACAUAGAAGAUAAAGAGCUACAAUCUGUUCCUGUACAGAAUAAAGUCAAAGAGGUUACUUCUGAUCUACUAUUUAAAGUGUUAUUCUGCACACCUAACCUCUGAGUAACCUGCUGCAAAUAGAAGAGUUGUUUCACUGUCACUGAGACCACAAUUUGGCCCAUUAUCUCAUUUUAUUCUACAUGAGAAGCAAAAAUCUGAGUAAUGUCUAAAAAUGUACCACUCCUUGUUUUCCUUCAUAGACACCAGACAGAUGCUGGACCUUAUUCCAUAGUUUCCCUUUUAGUCCAUCAGUACAGCCCUUGCCCUACCUGUGCUCAGGGCCACAGGCAGUACACAUCCCAGUACCGGCCACUAGAACUUCCUGAGGAGGCUCAAGAAAAGGAAAUGGUUACACCUCACGUUUAGCAACCUGCAGCCCAGGGCCCACCUUAACUGAAGCUAGCAGCUCAGAAAUGCUCUUUUUCAUAAAGGUGUUUCACCAAAUGUGAGACGUGAGAUAGGUCACGAAAGCUGGAUUUGGUUGGCUCACUCAUGGCUGGCUUGAUCUGACCCUCAGAGGGACAAAUUCACCAUUGGUAUAACUCCACCGAUAAAAAAGGACUUCCACCAGGCGUUGAGUUGGUCUGGAAAGUACCUAAGUGCAAGUAGUUUGAUCAGGAAAGCAGAAUUAUGCAAAGGACUGGGCAGUCUAAUCCUCUUCCACCACCAUCUGUAGACCCCCAUGCGAAUGUACUGAAUUACAUUUGCCAAAGAGUUUCUUGUGUUGAUUGUUUUGAUUUACAGUCGGUGGAUGCAUUGUAAAGCAGUAUUAUAGCUAAAGUCUAGUAGCUGACACAGGGAUUUAUGUGGUGAUAUUAUGCGGAAGAAAACCAUCAAUAUUCAUAUAGAUUCCAUUAGACUGGACUAUGCAGGAAACGCAAAAAUUUACCAAUUAUUUAAUAUUAUGUUAUUUGCAAAAACAAUUGCUGCUUUGUAGGAAGAUAAUGUGUGUAAUGUGAAGGCAAUUCCUCUUGUAUAUAAGUUCAUUUCCAUCUUCAUCAUGGUAGUUAUUAAAACAGCCUCGUCUCAUCCUGUAGAUAAGGAACACUCUGUCUGUACUGUGCAAGUCUUGUUGUGCUCACUGAAAACAAAACACUGUGUUCAAUAAAGCACAGCACAAAUGCAGAA